Daldinia decipiens is the source of this 3456-nucleotide messenger RNA. RefSeq lists its product as uncharacterized. The record is from RefSeq and is a predicted model, not a curated record. Lineage: Eukaryota; Fungi; Ascomycota; Sordariomycetes; Xylariales; Hypoxylaceae. The coding region runs from base 192 to 3215 and encodes 1007 amino acids. The transcript is spliced from 2 exons.
GUUGUCACUUUAAUAACAUAGGUUGUCACUACCUAUACAUAUAUCUUUCGAAUCCCCAUCGUUUCCGAUUGUUGUCAAAAAUUAAGACCAUAGCUCGCCAAGAUGGAUGUAAACUCAUAAAUAAAGAGUCGAUACCCCCUCCCCCUUAUGCCCAGCGUUAAAUCCACCUCCCGGAUACCAGUGUCUCGAGUAUGGACCCGCUUACGGCAUUUGGGUUCUCGGCAAGCAUCGUACAAUUCGUUGGGUUCGCUUCAGGCUUGAUUUCAAAAUCAAGAGAAAUCUAUAGUUCGUCAAAGGGCUGCACCGGUGAGGUUGAGACACUAGAUACUGUCUACGAACAGCUUCGAAACUUGAGCUCAAGUCUCGAAACAUCUUUCCAAAGGGGUCUCCUAAUUGAGGAGGUAAAGGAAAGGGAGAUUGUACAACAUGUCUUGGCAAUUGGCGACUUGGCUGGUACGUGUAAGUUGUAUUGCGACAGACUCUUGGAGACCGUGAGAGAGCUCAAAGGCAAAAAUGGAACGCACACACGAUGGAAGAGCUUUAAACUUGCUUUAAAGACCGUUUGGAAGGAGAAUAAGAUCGCCGACCUGGAGCAAAGCCUGCAUCAUACCCAGACAACUCUAAUACUUCAUAUUUGCGCAAUGACAAGUUACUGGCAAGGAGUUCAUCAACGCCAACUAGAUAGCCUACGUACAGAGAAUUAUCGUAUGCGCUCGGAACAGUCUUCGAGACUUUCCGAUAUUUCAAAGGUAAUUAUUGAGCUACGUACGAGGGGUAUAAAGUCGGAACAUUACAAUAGCUUCUUCACGCUGAACGACAUUGCGUCGCUCCAAACUCGAAUAUCUAAAUUAUCUAUAUCACAGAAAGACGCUGCCAAGGAGCACAUGAUUAUAUCAAGCCUGAGCUUCGAUAGCCGGGCUACGCGACACUGUUCUAUAAAAGAAGCCCACAAAAAGACGUUAAGCUGGGUGUUUGAAGAUACGCAAGCAAGAAGUUCUCGAUUGGGAUCCGCCUCAGGUAACUUAAUACGAUGGCUCAAGAAUCCGGACGGCAUCUUUUGGAUUUCUGGAAAGCCGGGUUCCGGGAAAACGACUCUUAUGAAAUAUAUAUCCGACCAUCCCACUACUAUUGAGACCUUGUCCCAAUGGGCAUAUCCCGAUCCUAUUAUCGUAGCUUGUCACUACUUCUGGAGCGCCGGCACUUCAAUGCAGAAGUCUUACCAGGGGCUACUUCAAACAUUACUAUACGAUAUAUUCCGCCAGCUCCCAGAUCUUAUCGAGACUACUUGUACUGAAAGAUGGUCUAAGUCGGCGGAAGCAACGAACCACGAGCUAUGGACCAUACCAGAGCUUAGUCGAGUUCUUCAACGGGUUACCAACCGAAACGAUCUUGGUGUGAAAUUUUGUUUUUUCGUGGAUGGGCUAGAUGAGUAUGAGGGCGAUCAUCUCGACUUUUGUCAAAUGUUGCGAGAGCUCUCUAAGUCACCCUAUGUAAAGCUAUGUGUGUCUAGCCGGCCUUGGAAUAUAUUCGAAGAUUCAUUUGGCCGAGACGAAACUCGCAAGCUUUAUAUGCACGACUUCACAAGGCCCGACAUUAGAUCGUAUGUUGAAAGUCGUUUGCAAGAACACCCUAGGUGGGAAGAAGUCGACGCAGAGGCUGAAGAUACCCAUUGGCUAAUCGAAGAAAUUACGGAACGAGCAGCCGGCGUGUUCUUAUGGGUAUUCCUAGUUACGAGGGAAUUGCGGAACGGUCUUACUGAGUAUGAUAGUUUCUCAGAUAUGCGAAGGCGACUUAACAAUAUCCCAUCGGACUUAGAAGCCUUCUUCAAGCAGAUUCUUGAUUCGGUAGAGCCUUUCUAUCACCAGAAACUAGCAACAACUUUGCGGAUAGCUCUGACGAAGGGAUCGUCUGCUUCAUUCCUCAUCUACAGCUUCCACGAUGACGAAGACGAGGACCCAGAUUAUGCACUGAAGGUCCCAAUAGAGCCCCUAAGCGCACAAAAGAUUGAAAAUAGGAAGAAACAAAUGUCUCGUCGUCUUAAGGGAAGAUGUCGUGGCCUCCUGGAACUCGAUCCGAAUAGCGGCCAUGUCGAAUUCUUGCACCGGACAGUGAUGGAUUAUCUCCGCACUCAGAGCAUAUCUAUGUAUCUCGAGUCAAAGUCACCCUCUGGAUUCAAUCCUUCCCUUUCCCUCUUGAAAGCCUUAGUGGCUUAUAUUAAAGGCACUAAAUUUCCCGAGUCCAUUGAUCGCAAAGAAUUCACCAUUUAUACCCCCCCUAUGCUGUUGUUUACACUGAAUGAAGCUCUUGCGCACGCGAAGCAGGUUGGGAAGAGCGCAUUCAAGUACAUCGAGGAGUUGGAAAAUUGUAUCAUAGGUAUGCACCAAAAGGGCCAAGCUAAAUUCAAUGUAUGGGGUCGUUCAUCCAGCCAAGUUCACUCAUUCUUCCGUGAACCAGCAGUUGAGGUUGGACUAGACGAAUAUCUUUGUUAUAUUCUAUCAAAAACCCCUGACUACUUCAUAGACUUCCGAGGGUCAGAUAUGGAACGUGUUAGCUUCCUCGCAUUGUCCUCAGCUCUAAAGCCACGGUGGGAUGAACUCGGAGGCACAUUUCUUUCCCAGCAAGCCCGCCGUACGAAUACUAUUCACUACUUUAGAGAGUUGGCGAAAGUGCCAAGAGCAUGGGUAAUUCUCUUAGAGCAUGCUCUGCCAUCAAACCCGACUCCUGACUCAGAUAGCAGCCAGCUUGCAUGGCAUCUCCAAAGCGGAUCGAUUUCUAUGAUGCUAAAGCAAGGAGCAGACCCAAACGCCAAAACUUACCACCAAACAUCUCCAGGAUAUACAGUGGCUUGGCUACGAUUCGCUGUUGCCUCUUUCAGCAUUUCUACUGGUUCAUUCCACCAAGCCAAAUUUAUUCACGUUUUGAACAGCUUUAUCAAUACAGGCGCCAACAUGCGAGCUCUUGUGUCAAAUCCUUUGGGCGAGGAGGAAUCAUCAUCGAUCCCCGGUCUGGAUGCGUUCUUCAACAUCCUUCUACGCAGAACAAGCGGCUUUGAUCAUUUCAACAUCGAGCUCCUCGCUAUAGUUGCCGAGACACUUAUGUCUAGAGCAAGAGCUACAGGAAUGGAAAUUGAGAAUCACUGGUGCAUCACAGAGAAAGCGUUCCCGCUCGAGAUUGUCUCGCGUAUUAGGAAAGCUUUCGCUAGUCCCGAGCCAUGAAAAACGACUCUUCUAAUGAUAUCAACCUAAAUCAUCUGGCUGGCCUGAGAGCCGUUAUAAAGCCAUACUUGACCACAUAAGAUACUCCCCCAUACCUCCCUCGUAUUUAAGGAUAUACAACCCCCCCCAUUUGCUGUCCAUCUCAUUAAUUAUGAGAGAUUAUCAUGUAAGCAGAAACACUAUCCCCAGCCGAUCAUGUAGAUCAUUACCUCGGCUGGGGCACAUCGUGUCUUAUAGCCUU